AAAAUAGUUUAAACUUUCAAACUCUGUCUGUAGCAGUUGGGUUGUGUGUUGAAUGAAUGAAUGGUGGAAUUGUGAUUCACUGGCAGAUUGCAGACUAGAAAAGAGACAAAGUCACGUUGCAUUAGUUUAUUAUGUUUAGGCUAUGUGUUAUGUGAUUGUAUGUACUUCUCUUCAAAACAAAGAAGAAAGAUAGACAUGAGCUAACACUAAUACUGUGAAAUUAAAUGAGACAAGUUUUUUCUGGUCCUUUGUUAGCAAUCUGGUUUUGUUUUUACUGAUAGUGAUAAAACAUGGCGAAGUCCUUUAAUGCUUGGAGAAAGACUGAAACAGACAGUUCAAAUAGUGAAAGUGAUUCAGAUAUUGUUGAUGACUCUGAAUCAACUGAACUGGUAUAUAACUCUGAGACUGAGCAAGAUAUAAUUAUACCAGACUCAGAUGAUGAGUCCUUCUCACCUGAGUCAGUUAAAGCUGGUAUUAAAGAAAAAAUAAAGAAGAGCUUAAAUUGUAUUGUACUACCAUCAAGUGAUGAAGAUGAGAGUAGUUACCUUAGCCUCAGUUUAGCUGCUGCAAAAGAAUCUAAAUGCAGAGAUAGUAGCACAAGCAAACAAUUUAGACAAAGUUCCAUAAAUGAAGUGGUUAGUUCUGACAAAAAGGAAUCAUCAAGCCCUAUAGCAUUUCAAUUAAAGAGAGGAAAACAACGAAUACUAGAUAGUGAAGAUGAAAGCUUGUCUGAAGAUACUGGGGAAGACUCUAAUAUUAGAAGUUCGUCAUCAUUUAAAAAUGAAGAUGUUUACAGUUCUACUAGGAUAGCUGAAACAGCUGAGAGUUCUUUUACAGAUACAGAUACGACCAAUACAUCUAAAUCUGGUAGUAGACAUUUACACAAAACAUGCAAUAGUACAUCUAAUAAAUCAGAAAAACACUCAUCACCUAUUGUAGAUCUUACCAUUGCACUGCCAAAUGAGUACAAAUCAAAUUACAGUAAUUCAAAAAGGUGCGAUACUGGAUCUUCAGUUGCAAAAAAAGCACAAAAGAUUAUAGAUCUUACUUUAAUUGAUGAAAAUAAACCAAGUAAAAAAGACUACAGAAAUGUUAUAAAAGAAGAUAAAAGUGAUGAUGAAAAUAGCAGCAGUGAUAGAGAAAUAGUUAUUAAUGAUUCAGAUUCAGAAGAGGAUAAGUUUUCCAAGAACAAUAAAAGUAAAGGCAACAAAUCUCCAAUUGAUCUUCGUAAGUCAAAUUCAAUGAAAAUAUCACAAACAUUUCAUGAGAUACAGCCUAAAUUACAAAAACUACCCCCUCAAAAUACGCAACAAAGCAGUAACACUAGUAAUGAUUACUCAUCAAGAAUUGAAAGUUUAAAAGCAGAGGAAUUGAGAUUGAAAAUGCAAGUCUCAGAAAUAUUGAAGAGCAUUGAUACAGUAAAGACUACACUGAAAACUGCUGUUUUGUCAGCCCUACCUGAUAAGGGAGUCCGUCUUCAGAUGCAUCUGAAAAGGCUUGAAACCAAACUACGUGAUCUUCGCUAUCAACAAAGCACUGUAGCUAAUGAAAUUCUAAAAUCACAAUUUUCAGGAGUUAGUGUUCAGCAGCAACCUCCAAGACCACCCCCGGGACAAAAGAUGUUUUCACUACCUACUACAAAUACAGACCUCAAUGCUUUAGGAAAGAAAGCAAUGGAAACCCAUAGAAUCCAGCAAUCUUUGACAUUGGAUACUUUAAGGGUGCUUCACAAAUCUUUAGAAAACUGUCCAGCUGAAGACGCAAUAGUCACUGACCCCAAAGGACUUCUUGUAGAGCUUCUUCCCCAUCAAAAACAUGGUCUGGCUUGGCUCUUAUGGCGAGAAAAAGAAAAACCUUCUGGAGGUAUUUUAGCUGAUGAUAUGGGUCUUGGCAAAACACUGACUAUGAUAGCACUCAUUUUAAAGUCAAAUGAAGAAAAUGGAGAUGACGAAGAAAAGGAAAAAAGCGAAGACAGUGAGUCAGAUGAAGAGGAUUCUAACUGGUUAUCUAAGGAUCGUAAGAAAAUGAUUGAGGGCAAAACAUUGGUGGUAUGCCCAGCAUCACUUUUGGGUCAGUGGAACGGAGAGAUACGGAGUAAACUAAGACGUGGAAUGCUUGAUGUGGAAGUGCAUCAUGGUCCAAGCAGGGAGAAAAAGGCUAGGAGGCUAGCGGCUUCAGAUGUCGUUGUUACUACUUACAGCAUAAUAGCUCGAGAUGCAGAAAAUGUACAGAGUCCUUUGUUUCAAAUCCGAUGGAGAAGAAUCAUAUUGGAUGAAGCUCACCAGAUAAGGAACUCUAAAACUCAGACUGCAAAAGCCGUGUUCCAGUUGAGGGCCAAGAGUCGGUGGGCACUUACUGGAACACCUAUCCACAACAAAGAGUUGGACCUGCAGGCACUGUUGAGGUUUAUUCGCUGCAAACCUUUUGAUGAUAUAGCUGUGUGGAAAAAGUGGGUUGACAACCGCAACUCUGCUGGCCUGCAGCGGCUCAACACCCUCACAAAGACACUGAUGCUUCGCAGGACGAAGGAAGGUCUGCAGGAGAAGGGAGAACUUAAAUCCUUAACAGAGAAAAAGUUUGAUACCAUCUUUAUAAAUCUGGAUGAAGAUGAACAAGAGGCUUAUGAGAAACUACUUAACUUUUCUAAGGAGUUGUUCUCUCAGUUUCUUCACCAAAAAGCUGAAAAAGAAAAUGCUUUGACUGGUGUAGCUGUUUCGUCAAAACCCAGCCGAUAUCUACAAACUGCUGAAAACCCCUUUGAGAAGCACCCAGAGCUGGCUAGACUGCACAAGCAACUGAAGGAAAUCAAUGAUGUGAAAAGCACUGAUAUCUUGGUACUUUUGCUAAGACUAAGACAGUUUUGUUGCCACCCAGCUCUGAUCAAGAAGAUGCUGGCUAAAGAUGAAGUGUCCAAUGCCGGAAUAGAAGAUGGGGAUGGUCUUGAUCUCGACAUGAUGGAGAAACUAACAAGAAUGUCAUUGAACUUGGGAGAAAAUCGAGCUGUAGAAGACAAUAAAGGCACAGAAAAUGCAGUAGAUGCUUUGUCUCAUAACAAUCCUUUAUACGCUGAUAACAGGCUCAGCUCAAAGAUGAGAACUGUUGUUAAAAAACUUGAAGAAAUAUUAGAAAGUCAAGAUAAGAUAUUAGUUGUAUCUCAGUGGGUGUCCCUUCUCGAUUUGAUACAUGGUGUGCUGCAAGCAAAGAAAGUGAAAUGUGUAAUGUUAACGGGAUCGGUGCCAGUGAAAGAUCGGCCAGCAAUUGUUGACAAGUUUAACAGAAAAGGACAUGGACCAAGAGUGAUGCUUUUAUCAUUGACUGCAGGAGGUGUAGGAUUGAAUCUUGUUGGAGGAAAUCAUCUUUUAUUGUUAGAUCUUCACUGGAACCCACAACUGGAAAGUCAAGCUUUUGAUCGGAUCUAUCGAGUUGGUCAAGAAAAGAAUGUUUUCAUUUACAAGUUUGUAACUUCAGAGACUAUAGAAGAGAGAAUUCUAAAUCUGCAAAUGAAGAAGCUGGAAAUAGCCAACAAUGUUUUGACUGGAGCCAAGCACACAUCAAAACUGUCAUUAGAUGAUCUUAAGAUGUUAUUUGAGAUCUCGUAGUCAGUCAUCAGAUUGUGUCCUACAGAACUGGCUGUGAAUGUAUAUAUUGUUCUGUUUAGUAUAAUUUUUAACGAAUCUGAUUUAUUAUAUAUUGUUAUUUGUAAUGUUUUAUAUGUCUAAUGUAAUUCAAUAAACACUAAUACAAUCAAAA
Messenger RNA from Homalodisca vitripennis (glassy-winged sharpshooter), 3750 nucleotides. It is a transcript of the gene lds, whose product is annotated as transcription termination factor 2. The transcript has 16 exons. Lineage: Eukaryota; Metazoa; Arthropoda; Insecta; Hemiptera; Cicadellidae. The record is from RefSeq and is a predicted model, not a curated record. Gene Ontology annotation, molecular function: ATP binding; ATP-dependent chromatin remodeler activity. The coding region runs from base 291 to 3599 and encodes 1102 amino acids.